Molecule: messenger RNA, 5524 nt
Organism: Linum trigynum
Lineage: Eukaryota; Viridiplantae; Streptophyta; Magnoliopsida; Malpighiales; Linaceae
Source: the annotation of a GenBank genome assembly
CUAGUUAAGUAAGAAGAUCCAAAAAGCAUUCCCUGCAUCAGCCAGGUAGUAAUGGCGGCAGGAAUAUAGGAAAUAGCAAGAGAGAGGGGGCAAAACAUCCGCCCUGUCCAACACAAAAAAGAAAAAAAAAUGUGGCGGUGGCGAAGGAAAGGAAGGAAGGAUGUCGCUGGUGAAACGGAAAUGACAGCGGCGACAUGACAAUUGAGAACAACACGGGAAAGGCUAAAAUGCCGUUUGGCGUCCGUCUCUCCCACAUUUCAAUAUCAACAAUUCCUUUUCUCGAUUAAAUCGUCCCUUCUUCUUCAGUUCUUCUUCUCCACUUUAAUUGCCGUAUUUAUUUGUUUUCUGCUACGCUUGUUUUAUUUAUUUAUUAAUAUAAUUGUUACCUCGCCCGACUCUCCUCGUCGGCACGCACAAGUGGAAAAGAGUAAGAAAAGACAAAAACCCACGUCUGGGUGCGGGAGCGCAUUUUUCUCGGCCUCUGCAGACUCUCUUCCGUCAUUCCCGGCCCGGCUUCCUCCCCCAAUUUUCUUCUGUAAUUCUCCCCGCCGGGAUUGCAAGGUACUUCCCGCCCUCCUUCCUUCUUCUUUUCUGCAGUCUAUCUUCUCUCUUCGGCCUGCGCAGAAUCUCUGCUCGAUCUGUCUGCAUUUUCCUCUUUCCUUUCUAUUUCUGUUAUUCUCUUCUUGCCUCUUGCAUGCACAUCCUGUAGAGGCGCAAGUCUUUCGCAAUUCGGCUUCUGAUCUUGAAACUGCCGUUGUUUUCAUUGCUUUCUACUUUAUUCGCUUUUCUCCCUUCCGGAUCGGCUUCGAUUUAGCAGCUAACAGAAAAAGAAGUAGAAGAAGAAGAAGAAAGAAAAAGAUGGCAAUAGCCCUAAUAAGUAGAUAUUCCCUUGCUUGGGGAAUGGCUGAGGAAGAUUGCCAGAAUUAUUUAACUUUGUUGCUGGGCGACUUGGAGUUGAAGAUAGUCAAGAGUUGGUAGGUAUAGUUAUAUGCAUGGUCAAAAUUAGCAAGAAAAACAACACCUAGAUGUAGCGCACAAGUAAAGAACGGUUGUUUUGUGGUUCAAGGAAUGGGUCAAUACUCGACAAUUACUUUGUUUCGUGCGUUUGCUGAUUCAAAAAAGUCUUUUGGAGUCGUUUGGAUGAUGAAUUCUAACGGAUCAAUUUGACUCAAUGAUAUCGUUUUGAAACAAUUGUGUCAAAUUGCUCCAUUUGGCAGUAUACAUUUUGGACGGAGCAAUUUGGCUUGGGGAAUUUGAAUUUACUCCUUUCGAAAGGUAAUUACAAUUGCUUGGGCCGAGAGGAGAUAAUUCGAAUCGACUCAUUUUAAAUGAUUUGUUUGGUAAAAUGAGACAAUUGGCAAAAUUAUAUUGUUUUCCAAUUGAUCCAUCCAAACGACCCAUUAAUUUCUUAAUUCGCGGAUGAAACAUAAUGCAAAUAGCAGCAGCAUAUUGCAUAUAAGGGGUAUGGUACUGUGUGCAAAGGGAAACUCAUCCACCCUUUGUUACUCUUUCUGUUUGCUGACUCUUUCAUUCACAAUUCAUAAUUGAUGUUGCGUCAUAGUCUUUGUUCUGCAUUUGGACAACGUUUAUUGGACAAAUCAUAGUUAGUUCUUUUUUCCCUGACUACUCUGGCUUAAUAUUUGUUCUUCUGCAGCUCCGAUGAAAGGAGGUGGCUUCAAAGUGAAAGGUCGAGAGUUAACUCUUCUCCUAAUCGUGCUUGCAUGCACAACCAUUAUUAUGCUGUCAUGGGAGAGAACCCCGCUUCUUUCUGCCUCCCUUCCUGCUAAUGAUCCCUUACAGACAUACUCGGGUACUUUCUUUUAACUCAUGUGUCGUUCAUACCAAGGAUGCAGUUUGCAGGUUACUUAAUAACUUAACAUUAUCGCUUAUCAGUGUCAGUAAAGGGGUUCUUUUGUGUUCCACAUAAAUAGGUGUCUAUCCCUUGAAAAGUUUUUCAAACAUCUCGCUCAGUAAAUGCAUGUCUGGGUGGCUUGGUUUCUAUAUUCUCUUUGCGUCUGUAAAUGGAGAACAAGUUAUUCCUUAGUCAAGUUAAGCUUUUGUGAUAGUUUCUGCUCCGAUUUGGAAUGCUAACAGUUCAUUCUAAUUGCUUAUACAUCCACCUUACUGAAUGAACCUGAUGGAGCCUGUAUCUAUCUUUUGCUUCCCUAAAUUACUCCAAUACAUAGUUGUAUCAUGUGUCCUCCUUUAUGGUACCAUUCUUAAAAGAUGGUAUUACUUGAUAAUCAUACCAUCUCAAUUUGCUUUCCUUAAUGUUUUAUCUUAAGUUUGAAUUCAGGUCGAUGAUUCGGAGGUUUGUAUUAAACUCUGGUUUGUGAACAUGUACUUAGAGCAGUUUCCUGUCAAAAAAAAAAAAAAAAAAAAAUACUUAGAGCAGUUUGUAGUGAAAUUCUUCUAUUAGAGAUAUAAGCCACAUACCAGUAGAAUUUGAAGAAGGAAACUAAUCGUAUGCUGGAUGAAAAUCCAAGCUUCACUGCUUGAGGGUGGAAAUCUAAUUUUCCGAAGAACAUCUACAUCAAUGCAAAUGCAAAACCAAUUGCAUAUGUUUCCUCUAUUACCACAUCACAAUUUAUGCAAUUCAUCUCAUCUUAAUUUCAUUGCACCUACAACAAUCCAAUUCACUUGCAAUUGCAUAUGUGGUGGGUCCAAGUGAUUUUAUAAUAAACAAAAAUAAAAAAAUGAAGGGAGAAAUGUAUAAAUUAUUCUUUUUAUUUUCCUCUAUGGCUUGCAUCUUGAAUUCCAUCAAAUGCAAACUUGCAUCUUUCCAAGCGCCCACUACACUGGUGCAAUCCCCUUUGCAAUUGCAUAUUGAGUACCAUGUAGGAUGCAAUCAAAUAUCAUUGAUGUGGAUGCUUUAAUAAAUUAUUUUUGAUGAAACAUCAAGAUUUUGAGGAUUUCCUUCCUCAAACACUUCUAAAUUUGGGGAUCCGGUUACAAGUGAAGUGAGGGCCUUCAACUGGCCAGUUAAGUCUAUGCUAAGUCACGUGUGUGGCUUGAUUGAGCCUUGCAAAAUGUUCUCCCCUCUUUUGACCAGCCCAGCUUGAAAAAGUGGUUGCUUCUGUUAACCAACUUCUCAUACUCUUAUUUUCCUACUAUUUAGGAAACUAGCUGAUUGUUUAAUGAGUGUCAUGUAUUCCCUCUGCCCACCACCAGGGUUUAUACUUGCAAGUAGAGAGCAUUUUGGCAUGUCCGGUUUGCUUCUUAUUUUUAAUUUCCUGUGGUCAUUGUUACUAAUUGCAGCAAUAAUGACUUCUAGUCUGUUAUCUACCUAUGUCACCAUCAGAAUAUGUUUCUGUGCCCUGACAGAGAUAUCACUAAACUUAACUGAUAUGGAGGAGAAAGAUAAAGUCUUCACAGAAGCAGGCGAAGAUCAUAUUGCAGAAAAGCCUCCAAGCUUGAGAGAAGCAGAAGGAGAUCCUAAUCAGAAUGUUGAACAGAGUUUGAAUUUGACAUCACAAGGAGUCGCUGAGGGGGGACAAGAAGACGAGAAUACACCAGAAGUAGGAGAUAAACAAGAGAAAUUGCCAAACUUAAUUGAUAUGGAGGAGAAAGAUAAAGUCUUCACAGAAGCAGGCGAAGAUCAAACUGCAGAAAAGCCUCCAAUCUUGAGAGAAGCAGAAGGAGAUCCUAAUCAGAAUGUUGAACAGAGUUUGAAUAUGACAUUACAAGGAGCCGCUGAGGGGCAACAAGAUGACGAGAAUACACCGGAAAUGGGAGAUAAACAAGUUUGUAAUUAUGCAAAAGGGAAGUGGGUGGUAGAUGACAGCUUGCCUUUAUAUUCUGGAUUUGAUUGCAAGCAAUGGCUAGCACCAGGGUGGGCCUGUCGGUUGAUGCAACGGACUGAAUUUUCUUAUGAGAAGCUCAGAUGGCAACCAAAAGAUUGUAAAAUGGAGCGGUUCAAAGGAGAUGAGUUCUUGAAAAGGAUGCAAGGCAAGACUCUAGCUUUUGUUGGAGAUUCAUUAGGUCGCCAGCAGUUCCAGUCUCUAAUGUGUAUGAUCACUGGAGGGUUAGAAAGGAACGAUGUCCUCGAUGUCGGAGGUGAGUACGGACUUGCCGUCCCUGAGAAUGGCCGUCCAGAUGGGUGGGCUUAUAGGUUUCCCACCACAAAUACCACUGUCCUCUAUUACUGGUCUUCUUGCCUCUCUGACGUGGAACGUAUCGACCCUGAGGAUCCAAACACACACUAUGCCAUGCACCUCGAUCGCCCUCCUGCAUUCCUGCGUGAAAAUCUGCACAGAAUUCACGUCCUAGUUCUAAACACUGGGCACCACUGGAACCGCGGGAAGCUGAGUGCUAAUCGGUGGGUCAUGCAUGUUGGUGGUGUCAAGAAUACCAACAAGAGGCUGUCAACCAUGGGGGAUCUCAAGAAUUUCACAAUUCACAGUAUUGUUAGCUGGGUGAACAGCAAGCUACCGGAGAAUCCGCAGCUGCAGGCUUUCUAUCGUAGCAUAUCUCCCAGGCACUUCUCUGGUGGGGAAUGGAACACUGGUGGGAGUUGUGACAACACCAUACCUAUGUCCAUAGGGAAGGAAAUAGUGGACGAGGAGAGUAAGGAUUACAGCGCCUGGCAUGCAGUGCAGGGAACCGGGGUCAAGAUUCUGGAUAUAACGUCUUCGUCCAAGCUCAGGGACGAGGGUCAUAUAUCGAGAUACAGCCUAACAGCGAAACGAGGUAUGCAAGAUUGCCUGCAUUGGUGUCUGCCUGGUGUUCCUGACUCGUGGAACGAAAUCCUUUAUGCACAAAUCAAAUGAAGUGUCGGAAAACGGGUACUUGUAAGUAAGUUUAGUCCACAUAUUCAUACAGGUAGUUUGCUUUGGGAAAGAAGAACCGAUCCAAGCUCUUUUUCUAGCCGUGAGAAGAAGAUUUGGUUAGUGGGAAAUGUGGUCUGUGAAUAGUGGAUGGCCGGAAGGGAAGAUUGAGGAGAAAGAAUUGGGUCCGUGAAGGUAAUUGUUCUCCCCGAUUAUGAACUAAUGAAGUUAGUUCCAUUGUCGAUAGACACGGACGGUAAUGAACUUUGUAGACACGACUGUACACACGGUGGAGGCAUUGAUGGGAAAAACCAAUCAAGGGCACCUUAUAGAUACACGGUUAGGGCACAAUGUAAUUUCCUAUCUGUAAUAUGGGGAUAGUUUUAUGGAAAUUUUGGAUUGAUGGAUUAUAAUAUUUGAUUUGAUUAGUAUAUGGCAAGAGGUGGUGCGGUAAAAUGUCAUCACGUUCAGCCAACGGUUGUGACUUGCAAGUCAUGGUGAUUUGAUGGAUGGAAAAAACCAUAUCAGUAAAAAGGUCGGUCGACUGUUUUCUUCAAGUCAUAACCGUUUUUAAUAUUGUAAUGUUUUCGUUAUUAUCUCUCGAAUGAGUUAAAGAUAUUUAAUUACUAGUAGCGUAGUACUGUUUUCGUUAUUAUACCCGAGUGUGAUGAUGGAGCUUGAUAGUCUACAAUCUUCCUACUUUAUAAUGUCUAAUUACCAUGUGAUUCACAUUUUUCUAAUGAAUUUGAAGGUUGAAA